AUGAAAGAGGGACACAUCUCCCAUUUCUUCAAGAGUGACCACCACCACCAAUCACAGGACUCGACACAACGGCAGAUCGACCACUCAAGGACCACCACCAUCAACCACAGGACUCGACACAACGACAGUCGACCACCACCAACCACAGUACUCGACACAACAACAGUCGACCACCACCAACCAGAGGACUCGACACAGCAACAGUCGACUACCACCAACCAGAGGACUCGACACAACAACAGUCGACCACUACCAACCACAGGAGUCGACACAACAACAGUCGACCACCACCAAGCCAGAGGACUCGCACAGCAGUCACAACUACCAACCACAGUCGACCACCUUGAUCAUUACAACCACAGGAGUCGACACAGCAACAGUCCUCGACCACCUGCCAACCACAGGAGUCGACGCAACAACGGUCAGUCGCACCACCACCACAGGAGUCGACACAACAGCAAUCGACCAAUGAUCUACCAACCACGGGACUCGACACAGCAACGGUCGACCACCACCAACCACAGGAGUCGGCAACAACAGUCGACCACUACCAACCACAGGAGUCGACACAGCAACGGUCGACCACUACCAACAGCAGGAGUUGACACAGCAACAGUCGACCACCACCAGCCACAGGAGUCGGCAGCAACGAUCGACCACUACCAACCACAGGUCGACACAGCAACGGUCGACCACCUGGCUUCCUGA
Messenger RNA from Homarus americanus (American lobster), 708 nucleotides. RefSeq names its product probable serine/threonine-protein kinase DDB_G0282963. The transcript has a single exon. The record is from RefSeq and is a predicted model, not a curated record. Bases 1 to 708 code for a protein of 235 amino acids. NCBI's taxonomy places the organism in Eukaryota, Metazoa, Arthropoda, Malacostraca, Decapoda, Nephropidae.